AUUCUUCAAACGUACUGCCAAAAUUAAAAGCGACAAACAGAUAACAUAUAUUGUAUAAUAAUGUAUGCGCAAGUUCAUUAUAUUAGCAUGCAAAGCCUGACUGACCGUACCCUAUAAUGACCGGCGGCGGAAGCUGCGCGAAGUCGGAAGAUCGCGUCAAUGCCGCGCGGCCGCUGACGCAAGUUCCUCUGACGCACUGGGUUUUUAAAAUAUUAUUGUCCUCCUCAGUAAUGGCGGCUUCGUUUCCUUCUCCUUCUGUAACAAACAACAAAUGGUAUUUUACAAGGGAAGAAAUCGAGAAUAGCCCGUCUCGUCGUGCGGGACUUGAUCCCGACAAAGAACUGUCUUAUAGACAGCAAGCCGCAAACCUAUUACAGGACAUGGGACAACGGCUCAAUGUCUCCCAGCUGACUAUCAACACUGCCAUUGUGUAUAUGCACCGCUUCUACAUGAUCCAGUCCUUCACCCGCUUCCACAGAAACGUGAUAGCUCCAGCGGCCUUGUUCCUGGCUGCGAAGGUAGAGGAGCAGCCUCGCAAACUGGAGCAUGUGAUCAAGGUGGCCCAUGCUUGCCUGCACCCUCAGGACCCUUCGCCAGAUACUCGGAGUGAUGCUUACCUGCAGCAGGCCCAGGACCUGGUCAUUCUGGAGAGCAUUAUCCUCCAGACCCUGGCGUUCGAAAUCACCAUUGACCACCCGCACACACACGUUGUGAAGUGCACUCAGCUUGUCAGAGGUGUCUGGACCGGCGAGGGGGCAAGGCACCAUUGUUCAGUGUUGCUUGCAGUAGACUGUCUCGGUCCGUGCUCCAGAAUUCCCACGAGCAAGGACUUGGCUCAGACGUCAUACUUCAUGGCCACCAACAGCCUGCACCUGACCACCUUCUGCCUGCAGUACAGCCCCCCUGUGGUGGCUUGCGUCUGCAUCCACCUGGCCUGCAAGUGGUCCAACUGGGAGAUCCCAGUGUCCACAGACAGCAAGCACUGGUGGGAGUACGUGGACCCCACAGUGACCCUUGAGCUGCUGGAUGAGCUGACCCAUGAGUUCCUGCAGAUCCUGGAGAAGACCCCGAGCCGCCUGAAGCGUAUCCGUAACUGGAAGGCAGCGGGACAGACUGUGAAGAAGACGAAGGUGCAGGAGGACGGUGACCAGACGGAGGCCAUGAUGAGCAUGAUCUCCAUGGUGUCCUCCGACACCACGAUCGCCGGCCUCAUGAGCCUCUCCGCCUCGUCCUGUUCCCUCAGCACCACCCCUCUGGAUGACAAGGAGCGCAGCACUGGGUCCUCAGGGACUCAGCACUGGCAACCCAGCACCAAGGCGCACGGUGGCAUGGACCCUGGGCCGGCGACACAGGGCCCACAGGGUACCCACGUUCCCGCCAAGGUGUCACUGAGCGAGUACCGCGCCAAGAACGCUGACGUGCUGGCGGCUCAGAAGCGCAAGCUGGAGAACAUGGAGGCUAGCGUGAAGCGGGAGUAUGCCUCUGCCGCCCAGGCCCUCAUCAGCCAGCAGAGGAAGGAGAAGUACCAGGAGCCGCCCGGGGGCCAUCCCGGAGCCACGGCCUCCGACGUGAGUAGCCCCUCGCCCAUCAUCCUCAAGAUCCCCCUGGAGAAGGAGCGCCAAGACCGCAACUCCCUGAAGAUGCGGCUUCCGCUGGCAGCCGGGGCGGGACACGGCGGCCACGGGGGACACGGGGGACACGGUGGCGGAGGGCACAGUGGAGGGGGGCACGCGGGGGGAGGUGGGGGAGGCAGCCGGACUGCGGACGAUUUCAAAGUGCGGAUCCGCGUGCCGGACAGACGCGGGGGUCUGGUGGAAGACGGCAAGAGCAGGGAGAAGCACAGAGAGAGGUCCAACCACCACCAUCAUCACCACCACCACCACUCGGCCAGCAGUGCCGGCGCCACCUCCUCCUCCUCCUCCUCCUCCUCGCAUAAACACUCAAGCAGUGGGGGCGGCUCACUAGGGAGCAGCAAAAAAUCGUCUGACUCCUCCAGCAGGACAAGCUUGUCCUCAUCAUCGUCUUCAUCCCGGAAGCGGCCUCACUCCAUGGAGCCGUCACCCGCCUCGCACCCACCCAAACCCAGCAAGUCCUCCAGGACUUCUUACCAGCUGCCCCCAGCGCCAGCCACUGCGGGCCAUGCCCUGGGCUCGGGCCCCGACGGCCUGCCCCCCACAGCUGUGUCCCACCAUCAAGGCUCCUACUCUCACUCCAAGGCGGACAAGGCGGACACCAACGGGCACAGCGCUGCUGGGGGUGGCGGCCAGUCCAACGAGUACCAGGACACGUUUGAGAUGCUCAACUCCCUGCUUAGUGCCCAGGGCGUCCAGCCCACUCAGCCUCCCGUGUUUGACUACCGCUCGCAGUACGGCGAGUACCGCUACUCCGGAAGCCAGCGAGGCAAUAGCGCCCGCCCUCCUCCCCUCCCCGCGGAGCCGCCCCCCCCACUGCCACCCCUCCCCAAGUGAGAACAGCUGUCAACUUCCAACACAAGGCUCUAGGCCUGCGUGGCUCUGCUCUGUGUUUGGGGGUCCUUGACUUGACAGCAGAGUAAUGUAUUCAUUCAGAGUCCUCAGAUUUCAUACCUAUUUUUCAAUGUUUUUUUCCACAUUUUUUAAAGCAGUCUUACCCCAUGUACAGGGCAAUAACAAUGAAUGCAUAAAACGGUGAAAACCUAGAAGAGAAUGCCAAUCAGUCACUCGUUUGAUCGUGUAAAUACUAUUUUUGAUGUCAUUCUGUUUGAGGUACAUCAGAUAUUUGUAUUGAAGUCUUUAACCCAAUCAUAAGGAGCCAGUGUGUUGCUUGGUUGAACUUGAAACAGAAAAAAAAAACGUGAUUACAUUGAAUGCAUGGGGAAAUUUUGCAUUUGUGAGCUAAAGGACUUAUUUGUACAAUUUUGCAAGCCUUGUUUUAAUAGGCAUCAGAUGGAUUCAAUACGUCAAAAAUAUUUAUUUUGUACUCCUCCCAUCUGUAUGUAGCAUUGUUGUUAUAGCCCCUUUAUUCCUCUUCGGUUUCCACGACAUCUAGUCAACCGUAGUCAACAUUUUAAACGCGAUCCUGGUGCUCAGUCUAUUCCUAAUAGUCAUAUAUAAAAAAACAGAGGAAUAUUUAAUUGAUUUUACCGUUUUUAUUUUGUAAAUAUUUAAGGAAAAAAAAAAGAUACAAUGUCAAUGUUUUAUAUUAUGUACAUGUGAACUGAAAAAGUGAAUAUAAAAUGUAUUUUUACAUUUUGUAUAGAAAAAAGAUCAUUGUAAAUUAACUUUUAGUUUUUAGAUUUUCAAUGUGAUGCAGUCAUUGUUUUAAAUGGUUGUAAAAAGCUAUAGUAUGACAGAUGAUGAUGUUAUAUAGCUACAUUUUCUUCCCAAAAUGCAGCCGUACCGUUAUGGUGUUAAACAGUCUACAUGGGCUGUGUCGUGCUGAUUAGCCGCCGACACGCGGCGUGUCGGGCCCAGGAAGGGCACCCUGCGUAAAGGCUUCAGUGUGCCGAAGGGGCGUCUAAGCCACAUGGCAACUGAGCAGGUCACCUGACCCUUAUGUCAUCCGCUCCCCGCGCCGUAGCUGCUCCGCCCAGCGCCCGGGCACACCCCGAGCCACCUGCCGCCGCGUAAAAAGCUCCACGCUUCUCCUUCACCACUUGAGAACGAUCAGGAAAUUGUGUGUAUAUCUCAUAUAACCAUGAUUGUGUCUAUGGGUUGUUUUGGAUUUAAUCACAGGUUUGCAUAAAUGACCUAUAAAUAUAAGUAUUUGCUAUAUUUCUGCAGCUACUAUGAGUGUAUGGGCUAAGUGAAUUGUACUGAUUUAACACCAAAGGCUUUCGUCAUAGUCUUCAUUUUAAGCCCAUUCUUUAAAAGCGGUAGCUUCUGAAAUUGACACAUUUACAGCCAGUUUAAUAUAGUAAAACUGCUUUUUAUCUUUUGACUUAGUUCCUUAUUUUCAGUGCAGUUCGUUUCUGUAAAAUAUGGGAGAAAACAAGCUGUUACUGGAUUUUUGGGUAUCUGUUUCUUGUGAUAAAACUGAAAGAUAUGAUCCAAAAUGCAUAUUAUAACCUGUCAUUGUCCCCCACAUUAUCAGAAUGUAUGGUCACUUCACAUAAACUGGAAAAAGCAGAUAAAGUUGAAUCCUCUAUGUCGCAGUCAUUGAUUCUUGUGUCAUGUGGAUAAGGUGUGAUGUCCAUGCAAUUUAAAGUCUGCAGUAGUAACCUUGAGGUGUAAUUUGAUUUAAAUACUUGCCUGCACUAAGAAUUGCUGUAAUGGACUUGGCAUUUCCCACAGUUUUAGCAGUUUUUAGCUGCUGUUUGUUUGGUUUGGUGAUUUAAAGCAAUUAAAGAUUACUUGAAUUAAUUCCUCAUGGAAAACAAACAUUGAUUCAAAUCAGACAUUGUUUCUUCAUGAAAGACAGUAUUGUGGCUGUGGUCAUAUCUGACAAAUACGGCUCUGGAAAAAAUUAAGAGACCACAGCGCACUUUUUUGUUUCAUUCAUUUCUAAAUUUAUGGGUAUGCAUAUCUGCAAAAUAUACAUGUUUUUUGCAAACUGCAGCCUGGUUCUUCCCUGUUUCUCAUUAACGAAUGGCUUCAUCCUUGCUUUAUGGGACUUCAGUCCUGCUUCUAGGAACCUGAUCAGAACAGUCCUAAGUGCAUUUCAAACCUGCACUUAAUGUUUCCCGUUCCUUUUGAAGGUCACUUGAUGUCAUCCUCCAAUUCAUGAGAAACUGUUGGAUAACUUGACGGUCAUGUCUGCCAUUAGAAAGUCGCUUCUGUCCUCUACCUGGCUGGUUUUUGGUCGUUCCCAGUGUAUUCCGCCUCACAGUGAACUCUUCUGCCAGCAGAACCAGGAUUAAACAAGGAUUUAACAAUGAGAUUCUUAACAUACGGAGUGGUCUCUUAAUUUUUUCCAGAGCUGUAUUUGUGACUGAUAAAUGCAUGAAAUGCUACUGAUUUGUUACUGAUGCAGCGUGGUUUUCACUUCUGUGAUGCCUUCCAUGUGUACACACACCUGCCCUCUGCUGUGACUCACGCUUGAAGAAUACCACUGCGUUCACUGGAUCCCACAGUAGUUUUGACUAAUAUUUCUCUCUGUAAUUUUGUCUUACAGACUUUUUUUCUAAGGAUAUUCAUUUUGAGAGGAAUAUUUCUGAACUAUACAUACAUUUUUGUAUGUUGUACCAGAUGAACUCAGGUUUAGAAUUUGGGGGAAAUUUUGAUGUGAACUUCAGGAAGUCCAAGGCCUACAUUUAUUAGUUUGUGUUUUGUGAGCAAUUUUUAAUGGUGAAUGGUUUUACUCCCAUAAAUAAAUGUUUUAAAGUAAAAUCCAAGCACUAUUUUUAUUCAUGUAGAUAUUAGUGACUGGUACAAAGUAGCAGUAAUAUUCUAGAAGAGGUAAGCCAUUUUAUUCUAUAUGAUCUUAGUUUCAGUUGAAAUUGAGGGCAGCGUCAAAAAAAUGGUGUGGAAUCUUGUGUAUGAGGAAGAUUCCAGCUGAUGACAACCAACAAAAACACAGAACUCAUUAGUUUAUGAAACUGGCAAAGAAUAUUUGUAGUUUGGAAAAUUAAUGUGUAUUGCGCAUGUACACAAACUAAACCUUUGAAGUGUAUUUACAUUGUUUAUUAAGUCAACUUAAUUCUGAAUGAGAAAAUACCUAAAUAAAUCCGUGUUGGCAUCUCAA
Messenger RNA from Paramormyrops kingsleyae, 5661 nucleotides. RefSeq names its product cyclin T1 (gene ccnt1). The record is from RefSeq and is a predicted model, not a curated record. Gene Ontology annotation, molecular function: cyclin-dependent protein serine/threonine kinase regulator activity. Gene Ontology annotation, biological process: regulation of transcription by RNA polymerase II. NCBI's taxonomy places the organism in Eukaryota, Metazoa, Chordata, Actinopteri, Osteoglossiformes, Mormyridae.